Messenger RNA from Rotaria sp. Silwood2, 1251 nucleotides. NCBI's taxonomy places the organism in Eukaryota, Metazoa, Rotifera, Eurotatoria, Philodinida, Philodinidae. The record is from the annotation of a GenBank genome assembly.
AUGGAUACCCCAAUCGUACUGACAUUUUAUAUAAAACCUUCACCAAAUUCAAAAAUUAUUCGUUCAAUUGCUUUAAAAGAAUAUUUUUCAAAAUUAACAUCAAAUGUUGAGGUACUUUAUCCGACGCAAAUUAAUUAUGGUCUUUUAUUAUGUAAAUCUAGACGAACGGAAGAAAAAAUUUUAAAGAUGCGUCAUGUACUUUCAAAUGGAUCAACAAUUCAUUUAUUUCAGUUAAUUCGUCCAUUAUUUCAACAAACAAAAUGUACAAUUAGUGGACAAAUAAUGCAAUUAAAUCAUAUGAGCGCAUUAUUUCAACAAUGUUUACCAUUUAUAAAUGCUUCAGAUGGAAAAAUUCAAGUCAAUCUUGAUAAAUCAGUUUUAUUGGAAGGUCAUAUAUAUAUAUUAAAUUCUAUUCAUUCAUUUCUUAUUAAUAAAAUAUCUAAAAACGAGAAGUCAAAUGAUACAAAUUCAUCAGAAUCAUUAAGUUUACAUAGUCAAAAUACAAGUAUUCAACUUAUGAGUGGAAAACUAAUUGAACAAAAUGUUGAAAGUAUUAUAAUUCCAAUGUCUGAUAAAUAUAAAAUUCAUAAAGCUUUUGAUCGACAAUUACAAUCAUUGGGUAGUACAACUAUUUUGAAUUAUUUUAAAGAAUUAAAAACGAAAAGUACAUGUGCUCAUGAAGGAGACGUUAUUUUAUUACCAAAUCAUGGAUUAAAAAUUCCAGCAAAAAUCCUAACUUUUUUUAUUGUUCCACGUAUAGUAAAUAAUGAAGUAAUAAAAGAUAAAUCAGUGAUUGAUUCAUUUCAAUCAAUAUAUGAAAAACUAAUUUAUAAUACUUUACAAACUCUGGAACAAAAUGGUGCAACAAGUAUUGCAAUGCCGCUUCUUGAACCAAAUGUUAAACUUAGUUCAGAAAGACGUUAUGCUAAUGAAAUGGCUGCUCGUGCAAUGAUAACUGCUAUUCGACAAUAUUCUCAAAAUUUAUCAACUAGAUUAAAACGAAUUCUUAUUGUUGAUCAUCAAGUACAAAUAAGAAGAAUGAGUAAACGUGUAAAAAAAUAUCAAAAACAACUUCAAAUAAAAGAAUUACUUAAUAAUAAUAUUGAUCUUGAUACCGACGAUGGACAUUCAUUUACCUAUAUAUUUGGUGUACCAAGAAUACCCGAAAUAGCAUCAAGUUCAAGUGAAAGUGAUGAUGAUAUUGAACCAGAAGAUUAUCAACUUCCGUAUAAGCAUCAUACAAUAAUUUAA